AUAACCGAGUAAGAUUGUCACUUGUAUCAUGACUCGUCGUACGAGUAGAUUUAUAAAUAACACAUUGAGGUAUUAUAAAAAUUUGCCAUUAUAUUAAAUUAAAUUCGAUCUAAAAUGCUGUAGAAAUCGAUGUUAUUAGGCUACUGUGUUAUGGUGAAAUUGUGUUGUUACAAAUGGAUCUGGAUUCCGUUUAUCGUAAUUUCAGUACUUACGAUAGUGGAAAGUAAAAAACGUCAAAAGAGAGCUUUCAAUUUAUUACAUCAUUAUCAGCAGCAUCUCAUUUCGAACGAAAAUCAGAACGAUUUAACAUCGAAUUCUAUUUUGUACGGUAAGAAGUUAUCCUCAAACGUGAAUGCUACCGAAGAGACGAUGACUACUUUGAUGACUUCGUUUUUCGAUAUAAGACAAUCUGUUAAAGAGAAGACAUUAUUAGAUCUUGAAAAACCUAAGCUUUUCGACGACAUCGAUAAGCAUUCGGAUUUGGAGGAAUCGUCGAACGACACGCACAUUCGAGUAAAAAGAACCGAUUUAAAGUUUGUCAAGUCGGACAAAAAUCAGCCAUUGAUACGUUUGAAAAGUAAUUAUUUCGUAGAUCUAGCCGAUUCUUUUCCACGAAAAUCUUCAAAUGCAGAAUAUCGAUCAUUGAGAAAAAGGUACAUUAAAUUAUCGAAAAGUUCUAAUGAUUAUUACAAUACUUCCAAUUAUCGAAACGUAUCUUCUAAUUCUAAUGGAACAUUUUUCAAUUCGCAAGUUACUGAAACAAAUCGUUACCUCGACAAUUAUAUUACCGAUUCGAUGGCAUCAAAAAUUCAUUGUAACGACGUUGAAAAAAAAGUCGGAACAAUUUUUAAUCUCGAAGCUAAUAUUUCGCAAACUUUGAAGCCAAACGAUUCAAUGUUAAAAAAUAUUGGAGUUUAUAAAAAGAGAUCUAAAAAGAAAAGAAAGUCUAACAAAAAUAAGAUACGUAGAGUUCUUCACGGGAAAAAAAGAAAAUUAGGGAAACACGUUGGUAGGACAGAUAAGAGGAAAGGUAUUUCCUCUAAAGCAAACGGCAAACGUAUCUCGAACUCAUUAAAAACAACGUCCCUUUCGAAAGGCAAGCAACAAAAGAUUCACGCGAUUAGAAAUUUAGAUUUACCUAAAAUUGUCGACGAUUAUCAAGUCGAAUCUAAAAUAAAAAAAAAGGAUUCUAUUGACGAUGGUUCGGAAAUUGAUAUAGUUCGAAGAAGAAAGAUAUCUGAUGAAAGAUCCUCUCGCGAGGGUGAGAACGAACGAACUGAAGAAACAUUGAUAGAGGAAAAGAUAGACGUAUCAUCUGUGAACGAUAAUGUGCGAGAUAAAAGAAGCUUAAAUAAAAGUAAAGGGAUUGUAUUUGAGGAAAGAGAUAUAUCAUUAAGGACUCGAUUAAAAAGAAAUGAAAAUGACAAUUUAACGAUACCGAAAUACCCAAAUGUUCUUGAAUCAACGUCGUCAUCUUUGUCAAUGUUAUCAGAAACUAAUCAGUCACUGUUUGAAAAACCACGUGGCGAUAGAGCAGUGAAAUCCAUCGAGGAGAUCAAAGAACUCGCGGAGAAGCUGGUUACCAAAGUGAACGAGUUACAAAGUUAUCUGAGCUAUGAAAACGAAAGAGAAAAUAAAGGAGAGAAGAUUAUGAAGAUGAAGAAGAAGAAGCUGGAAUCACGUGAGAUCGAAGUUCCUCAUAAUAAUGGCACUAUCGAGGAAGAGGUUGUUUUGGAAACACCAAAAUUAGUGGAUGAAUGCGUACGAAUAGGUGAUCUUAGUUCGGCCUUGAAAACUCUAGAUGAUAGAAACGCUAGUUUCGAUAAGGUUACGAAAAAGGAAGAAUCAGGAACUGAAAGGAUUAAUUUAUUAAACGAUCGAACGGAUUCGUUGACGAAGAGAAUGAUUCGUAAAAAUCGAAUUAAACGAAAAUCGCGUCGUAAAUGGGGCAGAUGGACGGGUUGGAGCAGUUGUAGCGUCAGUUGCGGUAAAGGUCGACAGAUCAGAUGGAGACAUUGUUUACGCGAUUGUAGUACAGUUGAAACUGAAAUGGAAGAAAAGGCAUGCCAAAUGCCGGCCUGUCCACCUGGAAAAUUUCUCGGGAUAUUUUAGAUUUUUUUUCAAAAUGAUUGUCACAGUGAUUCGUUCUUCUAAUCGUCGUUCCUCCAUAACGAGUGUUUUAUAUAUCUUUAGAUCGUUUUAAGGGAUCGUUGUAUAUGGUAAGCAAUAAAGUUUGUAUUUUAUUAUUCGAAAAAUAGAGUAUUAUAAAAAAAAAAAAAGAAAAGAAAAAAUGGAAAGCUGUAACAGCGGGUGAUAAGAGUUAAGUUAUUGUCUUAUGAUUGUGUAACAAAUCGCUUCAAGUAUAUUUCUUUGUCUUAUUAUGAAAUACACACACAAUAUAUUAUACAGAAUAUUUUAAACAAUACCAUUCUCCUUUUCUCACAAAUAUUCACAAUUAACGACUGUAUUCGUUGCAUACAGGAUAAUUACUGUAGCUUAUAAUCGUUUUUCGCCUUCGUGAAACCAAUGAUACGUGAACGUUUGAUUUUCUUCCAUAGUAGAUGUAAAAUAUUUUUUGGGCAUUGCAAGUUCGAUUUAAAUCAUCUAAUAUAUCCAGUAAAACUAUCGACGUCCGCAUAUCCAACUUCGUAACACUAUACAAUUUGUUUUAAAUUAAAAAUUUCAGUUAUUUCAUCCUAAGCCCGCUAUCCGUUUCGUACUUCCUUAAAAUAUUCGUAUCGUACACUAUUUAUACACUAUCCAACAAUUUAAUCGUCCGUGACUUAUGAACUAUUCUUAUCGUGGUAUCGGUUUUAAAAGUUGGCCUUAGACAAAAAUUACUGUUCCGCGCAAGAAUUUUCUAUUCCCCAAAAAUUUUGGCGCAGUGCGAGGAUUUCCAAAAAUUCUCGUGGACACAUUUGACAUCUUUCUAAUCUAAACGUUUCUAUACAAACUCGUAACGUAUAUAUGAAAUAUAUCGCGCAGCGACGAAUAGUUUAUUACUGAAUUGUUCGCUCGUAUAUUAUUCGGCGUAUCUUCGCGGUAAAGUCACGCGAUUACGGCUUAUUUAGAACAUUGUACGUUAGAAAGAUUUAUCGUCGGUAGCGCGAAUAUUUUCUUUUUUUCCCUUUUUUUUUCUUUUUUUUGGUUUCCCGACGUAGGCGUUUCUCUUCGAUAACGUGUAAAAUUUUCAAAUAAAUCGGGGACGUAUUCGCGCUCAUGGAUAUAAAACUUCCUUUGCAAAGUUCUUUCCCAAGCAAAACAAAAGGGGGAGGGGGGAAAAGGGGUGCGGAAAAGAUGUAUUAAAAAGUUGCUUCGAAGCGAUCAAUUAAAACAAAGAAUAGAAUAACAUAAAAUAAAAUAUGACCAUGAGUGUAUUUCACUCGUAGUUCUACCUAAGAUUCGCACAACCAAAGGUAUAUACCUUUUAGCAAAAAAACUAUAAAAAGUCUUGACGGCGUGCUAUCUUUCAGUUAUUAAUAUUUGCCUUAUCCGAGUGGCCACUUACACGUAAAAAAUGAUCACAAUAUUUAACGCAUGCAUUCUCGCGCGCUCUACACACAUUCAUCACAAAUUGUUUCUUCAUUCAUACGUUUCCUUUAAUUCUCUCCUCAGUGGCAUACUACACGGUUCUCAGAUUGCGGACAGCGUGACAACCCAUAUGUCUUUUUUUUCCAUUAUGUUUUUCUUCGUUGAAUCAUAAAUACUUGUAACAUUUCGACUAUUCAAUUUAUCUUCAAUUUAUACUUCAAGUUCUCCUGUCGUAAUAAUUCCUAUGAUCGAAGGAUAUUGCGUGGAAGAACCGAUGCACGUGCAAUCAACGGUGUGACAUAAAAGUUUUGUUUUUAUCCUCGAUAUAAUGAAAAGGAUAUCUAUCCACAGAGAUCAUAAAAUAUUAAAAUACUAUAUUUCUAGCCUGUUCCGUUUGUACAUCCGACACGAGAUGCUCUUCUCUUCCCGCCAAGAUUCUGACGUCUCGAUCGAUAUCUAAGCGCAUUUGCUUAAGUCUUCUCUCUACGUUUUCUGCAUGAUCGUAACCUAACCAGUCUACUAAAAAAAUGAACAAAGUAAAAAAUUAAAAUAAUUUUAAUACAUGUAAUUAUAUAAUAAAUUAUGAUAUAUACAUAUAUAUAUAUAUAUACAUACACAUAUAUAUAUACAUACACAUAUAUAUAUUUUCGUUAUGUGUCAGAUUAUAAUGCAAUACGAUAUACACUUACUACCCAUAGCAAUUACAUUCUGCGAUAAUGUCCUAGCUACGGCCAGUCUUACGUUUGGAACUUUAUCCCAAGAAAGAUUUAGUAGACUCGGUAACAUUUCCUUGGCGAAUUUCUCUCCGCUAAUCGCAUUGCCAGCAAUCAGUUGUGCGCAGAGAAGAGCGUAGGUUUGCCUACGAACCCACUUACUUGUAUUAAUCGCAAUUGUAUCUCUGAGUUCCUGUAUAAGUGCCGUGGCAAGAGGUUCAUCGUUAGAAAG
Molecule: messenger RNA, 4476 nt
Organism: Vespa velutina
Lineage: Eukaryota; Metazoa; Arthropoda; Insecta; Hymenoptera; Vespidae
Exons: 2
Coding region: 130-2112 (660 amino acids)
Source: RefSeq, a predicted model, not a curated record